This is a messenger RNA of Ochotona curzoniae (black-lipped pika), 609 nucleotides long. RefSeq names its product C-C motif chemokine ligand 15 (gene CCL15). Gene Ontology annotation, cellular component: extracellular region. The record is from RefSeq and is a predicted model, not a curated record. Gene Ontology annotation, biological process: neutrophil chemotaxis; positive regulation of GTPase activity; inflammatory response. Lineage: Eukaryota; Metazoa; Chordata; Mammalia; Lagomorpha; Ochotonidae. The coding region runs from base 124 to 501 and encodes 125 amino acids. The transcript is spliced from 4 exons. Gene Ontology annotation, molecular function: CCR chemokine receptor binding; chemokine activity.
AACUUCUGCUCUGUGACUUCCUGAUCCUCUUCUUAUAAACGCAAUGGCAGGGCUGGGGACCUGGGGAGUCAGGGAUCAGGGUGACCAGCAGUCCUCAGACCAGCUCUCCCUGCCCAUUGGAGGAUGAAGCUCUCCAUGACUGCCCUCUCCCUCCUAAUCCUUGCGACUGCCCUUGGAGCACAGGCCCGGGUCAUUCAUGAUGCAGAGACAAGAGAGCUCGCUAUGGAAGUGCUUUGGCCUGACAGGAACAGAAUCCUCAGCUUUCACCGUCCGACUGAAUGUUGCUUCUCCUACAUCACACGAAGCAUCCGGUGCUCCAACAUGAUUGAUUACUUUGAAACCAGCAGUCAGUGCUCCUGGUCAGCUGUCAUCUUUCGCACCAAGAGGGGACAACAAGUCUGUGCUGAUCCCAGAAACAAGAAAGUUCAGGAAUGCAUGAUAAACCUGAAACCGGACUGGGUGAACAAGAACUUGGAAACUAUUGCACUUGCUAGAGCCUAGGCUCCAACACUCUCAUGCCCUCAGGGUUCCAGAAUAAACUCUUUAAAAAUAUAUUCUUCUGUUAAGUCUUAAAAUAACACAUCUAAUAAAGAGAAUCAUUUACUUGAA